AUGGAGAGCACGCCCAAUGGGGAGAUCCCCGUCUUCAGGGGCGAUAUCGUCAAUUCGCCAGAGUCCACGCUGGAGGCGCGUACCCCCGAUCCGGAAAGGCUUCUGAGGGCGUACUCGCAGUCGGCCGCGUCGCUUAACAUGCUGCGCGCCCUGGCCAAGUCCAGUGAGACUAUGCUGGAUUGGGUCCGCCUCAUCGACCGCCUCGCGCCGGAGAAGUACGCCGCCUUCGUCGAACAAAUUGAAGACGCCUUAAACUUCCUCACUGCCUGUGGCUUGGAUGUCACGUCUUCUACUGAGGGCCUUCAAAACCUGCGCGAGCCCGAAUUUUACUCCUCGCAUGAAGCCCUGCUUCUCUCCUACGAGUCGGCCCUUACGCGCCCGUACGAGGACCCGGAGACGGGUGAGACCUUGUGGUACAACUCCUCGGCCCAUAUGUUGUGGGUAGGAGAGAGAACCAGGCAGCUUGACGGAGCGCAUGUCGAGUUCCUUCGAGGCGUCCAGAACGCCAUUGGCGUUAAGGUCGGUCCGACGAUGGAGCCUUCGGAACUGCUAAGCUUGAUCGACACCUUGAACCCACGUAAUGAAGAAGGCAAGAUCAUGCUCAUCGUGCGCAUGGGGUGUGACCGCAUUGCCGACGGCCUCCCACAGCUUUUGCGCGCCGUCAAGAGGGAAGGGCGGUAUGUCGUGUGGAGCAUUGACCCGAUGCAUGGAAAUACAAUCAAGGUUGGCAAUGGAAUCAAGACGAGGCCGUUUGAGAAAAUCCUUGCCGAGGUUGACGCCUUCUUCGCGGCCCACGAAGCGGAGGGAACCGUACCCGGGGGCGUGCAUUUGGAGAUGACUGGCGAGGAGCAUGUCACUGAAUGCCUCGGGGGAGAUGUGAACGAAAUCACCGAGGAGAGGUUAAUGGAAAACUUCAAGAGCACUUGUGAUCCGAGACUCAACGGGACGCAGUCCAUUGAAAUGGCGUUUGAAGUUGGGCAUCGGCUUCGGAAGAUUGCCAAAGAAGCUAGGCGAAAGCAGUCACAUAGGUAGAACGUUUCGGAUGUAGGUUGUUCCCCAGAUGAGGCGCAGCCGGCAUGUUACUUCCUCUGCAAUAGUAAGAGUAUUAGCAAGGGCUCUCUCUUUUUCAGUGAGUGCUUCGUUUUGCUCCUUUUCAAUAGGUUGUUGUUCUACUCUGA
Chondrus crispus (carragheen) is the source of this 1178-nucleotide messenger RNA. RefSeq lists its product as hypothetical. Gene Ontology annotation, biological process: aromatic amino acid biosynthetic process. Bases 1 to 1032 code for a protein of 343 amino acids. Gene Ontology annotation, molecular function: 3-deoxy-7-phosphoheptulonate synthase activity. The record is from RefSeq and is a predicted model, not a curated record. The transcript has 2 exons. NCBI's taxonomy places the organism in Eukaryota, Rhodophyta, Florideophyceae, Gigartinales, Gigartinaceae.